Rodentolepis nana is the source of this 4815-nucleotide messenger RNA. NCBI's taxonomy places the organism in Eukaryota, Metazoa, Platyhelminthes, Cestoda, Cyclophyllidea, Hymenolepididae. The record is from the annotation of a GenBank genome assembly.
AUGAAGGAAAAGGAGGCUUCUUCCUUUGCUGAUCCUACUACGCGUGACCGAACAAUGGACUUACUUGGAAGUACCCUGAAUGCCUUCUCUCGAUUGACUGAAGUGUUGCGGUUCGCAGAGGUUAUAUCGUGGGUCGAAGAGGUCCUAGUUUACCUUGAGGCAGCAUUUACUUGGGCACCCAGCUUUGUUCUUGAUGCGGCCAUCAAUCUUUUAAGGGUUCUUUUUGGGACCAACCUCUCAAGCAUUUGGAAUACUGAACUAUCUUCCAAGUUUCACGCUGUUUUUGAUUUUGAUGUUUCACCAACUUCAGAAACCAGCAGUUUGGAUGAGCAAAUAAAGCUGAUCUGUGAGACCCACUUUGAAAACGCCUCGCAAAUUCGUUUCUCUAAUGCUAUUGGGCGAUCAUUUUUGGAUUGGCUACAUUCUGCUCGUCAGUCUCAUCAACCCGCUAUGCUUCGACCUGAAUCUCUGCCUGCAAACAUUCAACAGCCCAAUCUGGCGUACUAUAUUCGUCUCUUUGAACCUCUUGUGCUCCAAUGCAUUCAUCAAUAUCAUCUUCAUACUGAUCCAACUGUUCAAGCAAAGAUUCUUCAAAUUCUAACUGUCCUUAUUGAGCUUGGUGUUAACUAUGCUCAACUUGAUGAGGAAUCCUGCUUUCUGAAGACACUCAUGUCUCAGUGCGAGUCUUUACAGCAUAGCAAUGCCACUGCCUCCUAUAAUCACCAGACCUCAUCUAAAGACGCCUCGGAACUUGUUUCGAGUUUGUUUAAAUUCUUCAUUGUUCUUACCUACGAACGUAAAAGUAGUGCGUCUUCGAACUUAGAAUCCAGAACAGUGCUCACUCUCUCUGAGGUGGUCCACUUAGCAGAGGUAUUAGCAGCAGGUGGUGUCGAUGUGGACUCUUUCGUCAUACCGGCUCUGGCACCCCUGAUAAUUGAUAUAUACGUUCGUCGUGGAGCACGCUAUCAUCCCGCUCUGCGUAUUAAUGCGCUAAAUUCUCCACAAGAAAAAUUAUCAGAUCUAAAUGCUCAAGUUGCUAAGGACCUACAUGACUGGACCGUCCAUCGAGAAGCUAUGUUGCGUUUUCUACUGCCAAAGUUUAUCGAAUAUCCGAAAACGUUUGAUUUUCUCUGCGUAAUUCUUGAGGAUGCUUCUCGGACUGAUACGGUCUUAAAAGUGGCUUUUGAGUCUGGGGAGAGUACUUUGUCAUAUGGAACUGCAACUGAGAUAUUCGGACAUUUCAUGACUGCUCUUGCAGAUUGCAGUCUCCAUUUGGACAGUUGUGGUGAUGUUGACUCUUGUUUGCGUCUGGUAAGACGUCUUGCCUCUCCUCAUUGGCCAGCUACCACACUGCAUGAUGUUAUCUUUCACAAAAUUAUCGUGACACUCUACAAGGAGCGAUCUGAAGCAAUUUCUUUUAAGCAGUCGUCGCAACAACUCCAACGCUUGAUGGCAUGCAAAUUCGUGUGUCUUCGAUUCCUCCUCCUGGUGGCCAUGAAACAACCAUCAAGUCUCCUACCAGCCCUUCGUGAUUUCGGGAAAUGCGGACAAUCUGAUCCGCGCGCAGUCCUCUUUGAGCAUUUAUUAGAUUAUCUUGCCAUCAUCAGUGAAUCCAUACUGGAUCACCUUACGAGCUCUCUAGAUGAUAUUUUCGUGAGUUCAACUGAGAGCCAGCCUGGCACAUUCCUAGGACAACUAUUGCUGGCAUUCCAACUGGACAUUUUAGCGCUUGUUCGAUUACAUGCACUUACAGUCACUGGUAUUCCCAUAGAAAAAAUCGAGCAUCUGGAUGCUAUAUUUUCAACUUACGGACGGUUCAAGCCGCUUGUUGCAAUUCUCUGGUAUCAACUUCGCGCUGAACUGUUUCAAACUCCAGUUGAAAGUCGCAUUCAACUCACUCCGUACCACCGUAAUAGCGUCUGUGUUCGAAAAGUCACCUUUCUAUUCCACAGUAGAAUCAAAAAGCACGGCUUCACGCAUCUCCCCUCCGAUAUAGAUUUGCUGGAUUUAAUGAAAUCUUCCGAGUUGAGUGGUUUGAUCCUUUCAAUUGAUGAUACCAAGCAACGUCUUGAACUCCUUAAGAAGAUUAUUUCUACGACUGUUUCUCGAUUUGAGACUGCCGUCGUCCCUUCCCAUGCUCUUUCUCAGCUCAAAACUCUGAGAAUUUUACUUCUACUAAUAUCCAAUUUUAUUGAUCAAGGAUGGGAGCUGGAUAGUUUGAAAUACUUUCUCCUCGACCUGACAGCAUCGUUCAAAGAAUGGUUUGACAUUAGACCCAAGAAUCCUUUAUUUGGCCUGCCCGCUAUUCGCAAGGAGCUUGAGUUUGCCUUACUUAACUGCCUAACGGGAGUUGAGAAUUUGAAACUAGAUGAACUUCCAGAGGAUUUGGAUUCCUUCCUUAAAUCGCUUGACUCUUCAAAAGCUUUCAGAACCUUCUUCACAACUGAAUUACCGAAAACCCUAGGCAAAAUAUCCAAUCGGUUAAGCAAGAAUGUUUUCAAGGAGGAACCUCAAAGUUCUUCAGCGAAUGAUAUGGCUGAAACUUAUCUAAGUAAUGCAUUAAAUGUUUACUACAAAGACGGUGGCCGAUUGGCGGCUAAAUUAUUUCAGUCAAAUCCAUAUUUUGAACUGCCGGCAGAUCUUCCACCUAGAUUCCUCCAACAUGUGAUUCGUCUCGGAUUCGUGACCACCAUGAAAAGUUUUAGUCCUGAUGCAUCUGAAGCAUUUAAAACUGAUUCACUCUGGCAAAAAGGGAAAGAACUACUUUUCCAAAAGCUUAGUUCAUUAAAUCAGGUACAAAAUGCAAUGGAUUCAAUAAAUCAGAGACAGUUUGUUGGUUUGGCAGCGGCAACAGUAGAUUUCCUCGUACUUUCUACACGCCUACCCCUUCCAUCAACACCGUCUGAUGAGGAAAUUGAAGUAAUGACAGUCCUUCUGCAAACACUUGUGCAGAUCUUCAUUCGGAACGUAACUGAAGAAACAGGCGUCCCUCUUCUGAUUAAUCUUGAUCUUCCUUUGCUCACGCUCCGAUUAGCUAUUGUUCUCAUAGCCUCAGCUAGUGACAAAAUUCAAGACUUUGUAAAACUUAAUCUGGAAACAUUCAUUCAAUUCGCUGAAACUUUGAACAUUGCCGCCUCCCUCUCAAAACCCAAUACACUAGUGCCAUGUAGAACAUCGCAUUCAGCCGAUCAACUUCUUUAUCGUUUGCGAGGACUUCUAGUUCCAAAACAACCGGGAAUUUUUCGGGACAGUACCAACGCUUACUCUUUAACCCGUUUCACGGAAGUACUGAAUAGCUUUGCUGCAAAUGCUGGGUCAACUGGAGGUGGUUGCGGUGCUGUUGGUGAUGGACAUGAGAGAAGUCGAGUUGCUCUGACAAGUGUGUUUGGACUUUGUCGUCUAUGUCCUCUCGGCAAACUAUACUCCAAUGCUCAUGGAAUGGGAUCUACACAUUUAUCUACGCAGUUUUCAGCUUUCUUGAUUUCCCUUUGUAGACGACAUGAUAUUCUUCCUACUCUUCGCCAACCAAAUGCAUUUUGCGAGUCGGCUGAUAUCGAUCAAAUCCCCGAUUCUGUUCAAAGCGGCAUUGCCUCAAAUGGUAUUCUUCAAUGGAGUCCUGACCGAGUUGCCGAAAUGGACAAAGAUGUAUUGGCAGAAGCCUCUGCUUGGCUCCUCUCUCUAGGGUGGUUAGAUAAAACCAUGUUUGAGUCAUCUUGGACUGCUCUUCUUACUAUGUGCUCUCCUCAACCGUUAUCCCUAUCUUUAUCAUCUUCCCUAGAGGACGAAGAUAAUCCUUUUCUUAAUAGUAAAGAGGAACAGGUGGAAGAAAAUCACUGCCGAGUUAUAUGCCUCAAUACAUUAACUCGUCUUCUUCUUAACGCUGCACAUCGCCCGAAACCUGGGGAUCCCUUGAAUAGCUCACCAAUUCAUCAACCCCGUUUGUCAUUGCCACCCCAGUUCAUGCAUACUAAAAUUGGUUGUCGAAUAAGCCAUGUUAUGGGAUGUUUGGAUCAGGAGACCCGUUCAUGGUUCUACGACAUUUCUCCAACUCUUGGUGUAAUUGGAUACGAUGCAGGAAAUUCUGAGGGUUCUCUAUCGUGGCUUUCUGCCAACAUUGACUUGGAACACCCAGCAGAUUUGGAUUCGCCAGCGAAUCAAGUUCCUAUUGGAUGUUUAGUCAAAUGGAUGCUACAUUCACCGGAACCCGCAGGCUUCGAACCUGACACAAUUAUUUCCUGCCUACAAUCUCUGCGUCUUGUUCACCACGCUUGGCUCCGACCCUUUGAAGAGCUCUUUCUCUCUCGUGUCACUGAAUCUCUUAGUACCAGUACUUCCACCUUGAACAUCACCAAUCAGAAGUCAGCUUCAAUUAGUUCAAGACUUUCUGCUAUUACUUCGCCACAAAAUUCACAGCGCAAUAAAUUCAUGCAAUUAUUUAAGCGCGGUUCGAAAAUCAUAACUUCUAGUGGUCAAGGUGAUUCAGAGAAUCAUCUCCCCCUUGCGUUUGGAGAUGCAAUUCUUCUAACCGGCGUUCUUUCUCCCAUUGAAAAGAGAGAUACCUCCUUGUCAGAUAUCCCUAAAGCUGAGUUGGAAAACUCGGAUAAAUUAACUGAAAUCGCUCCUUCAGAGACGGGAUCUGUCUUGCAAUCGCAUGGAGAAUGUGCACUGCCGUCGUUGGCUGUUCUAACUGCUGUGGUUAAGUCUGCUGUUUUAUGUAGUAAUCUCUUUACUACGAGAGAAGAGUUCCUAUGGCUCAUUGGGUGCCUGCAAGCAGGUAAUCUUUAUAUUUCUAAUAAAAAUGAAUGCAUAUUUUAA